AUGUCAUCACAUACCACUGUUAAAGCUGCUAACUGGAGAUUCGUUGAAUUAGGACGUGUUGUCUUGAUUAACAACAAGGAAUUAGCUACCGUUGUUGAAAUUAUCGACCAAAAGAGAGUAUGUAUUUAGAAUAGGGAAGACGAAGCACGAAAGAACAUGAGAUACACGAAAUGUAAUGAAAGGAAUGGUACCAUGUCUACGGGCAUAAGAAGAAGAAAUUUGGAAGAUGUAGGACCCGAAUGGUGGAGAGGUACUAAUAGUGAAAAAUUCAUCGUGGCAAACGAAGAGGACCGAAUGAAGAAAUGGAGAGCCCAGGAUGGCAGGAAUAAGCUCUGGGUAUCGUGGUAUUAGUUCUGUGUAGUCAAUACUUUGAUUUUGAAUGAUUUACUAACAUAUUAUAGGUUUUGAUUGAUGGUCCAAAGGUUCAAAGACAAGCCAUCCAAUUAGGAAAGGUUGUCUUAACCCCAAUUGUUUUACCAAACUUACCAAGAGGUGCCAGAACCGGUGUCGUCAACAAGAAAUGGGCUGCUGCCGAUGUUGACUCCAAGUGGGCUGCUACCUCAUGGGCUAAGAAGUUAGCUUCCAGAGAAAAGAGAUCCCAAUUAUCUGAUUUCGAAAGAUUCCAAGUCUUAGUCUUAAAGAAGCAAAGAAGAUUUGCUGUCAAGAAGGCUGUUGCUAAGGCUUAAAUGUUAAAAAGAAAUUUUAAUUUUUGAUAAAUUUUCAUAUUACUUAUAUGUAUGUAUUCUUAGUUUUUAUUAGUUUGAGGGUAUCAUAGUUAGGUUUUUUUUUAAUGUUUACGUUUUCAUAAUUUGUAUAAAA
Messenger RNA from Debaryomyces tyrocola, 819 nucleotides. NCBI's taxonomy places the organism in Eukaryota, Fungi, Ascomycota, Pichiomycetes, Serinales, Debaryomycetaceae. The record is from the annotation of a GenBank genome assembly.